Messenger RNA from Peromyscus leucopus (white-footed mouse), 318 nucleotides. Its product is annotated as DNA-directed RNA polymerases I, II, and III subunit RPABC4-like. NCBI's taxonomy places the organism in Eukaryota, Metazoa, Chordata, Mammalia, Rodentia, Cricetidae. Gene Ontology annotation, biological process: DNA-templated transcription. Gene Ontology annotation, cellular component: RNA polymerase II, core complex; RNA polymerase III complex; RNA polymerase I complex. The coding region runs from base 1 to 318 and encodes 105 amino acids. The record is from RefSeq and is a predicted model, not a curated record. Gene Ontology annotation, molecular function: zinc ion binding; DNA binding; DNA-directed RNA polymerase activity. The transcript has 2 exons.
AUGGACACCCAGAAAGACGUUCAACUCCCAAAGCAGCAGCCAAUGAUAUAUAUUUGUGGGGAGUGUCACACUGAAAAUGAAAUAAAGUCCAGGAAUCCAGUCAGAUACAGAGAAUGUGGAUACAGAAUACUGUGCAAGAAAAGGACUAAAAUAUUGGUAGUUUUUGAUGCUCGAUGCAAAGUGACAGGUGGCUUCCUGAUCUGGAGGGGAGCCAACGACACAGGAGCAGAGAAGCACCUGAGCAAGCCGGCUUGGUUUAAGUCUCCCAGGGUAUCACCGCGAGAUCACAGAAUCUCUGUCACUCCUAUUUCACGGUGA